Molecule: messenger RNA, 584 nt
Organism: Racocetra fulgida
Lineage: Eukaryota; Fungi; Glomeromycota; Glomeromycetes; Diversisporales; Gigasporaceae
Source: the annotation of a GenBank genome assembly
CUAAUAAAGGCGAUGAAGAUCCUAUCGACUCGCCAUCUAUGGAUGUAUCUGAGGAGGAAGAAGAAGAAGAAAUAGACUCUGACGAAGGUGUUUCUGACGGGGAAGAAAAUGCGCACUUGGAAGAGGAAAUAGUGGAUAUAGACUUUGACUUUUUUGACCCAAAACCGAUAGAUUUCCACUCAAUAAAAAAUUUGGUGAUUCAAUUAUUUUCCGCGGAUGCUGAACUAUUUUGCAUUAGCGAACUCACUGAACUGAUUAUUAGUCAACCAUUAUUGGGUACCACUGUAAAAGUUGAUGGUGCGGAUUCAGAUCCCUAUGCAGUUCUUACAGUUUUGAAUAUGAAUGAACAUUCAAAAAAAUGUAUAAAAGAUCUAGUUACAUAUUUAUUAGACAAGACAAAACAAGAUUCAGUCUUAAAUGACAAACUUGAUACGUUAUUAAAAAAAGAUUCCAUAGAACAUGUUGGAUUAAUAUUAAGCGAAAGAUUAAUUAACAUGCCAGUACAAAUUGUACCGCCUAUGUAUAAAAUGUUGCAAGAGGAAAUUCAGUGGGCUGUUGACGAUGUAAGCAUAAAGGCCACAUGA